AUAAUAUAAGAAGUUGGGAAAAGUACAAGCCUCACCACAGUAUAAAUGUGUAAAGGAAACCAACCAAAUGAAGAUGUCAAGCAUGAGUUCCUCCACAUAACAGAAUGAUGAUUUCCAGAAUGAAUAGAAAGGCAAAAAUGACUGAAAAGUCACCGGAGAUAGUUGACGUUUUCAUUUCUUGGGGAAGCACCACCAUGAAUGUCAUUAUCAUCACAAGAAAUGGCGAAUUCACGAUGGAGAUUGGUUUCAGUGAGUCUGUUCUUGAAAUAAAACGGCGAAUCGAACAAGGCUUGGGUAUCGAAGUAUCAACACAAAUUCUAACAGUAUACGGGUUGGAACUAAUUGAUGGACUUGAUAUGGGAGAUUAUCCAAUUAUUGUCGAAGGAACAAGAAUUGAUCUUAACAUCAUGAAAAAAGAACUUGUUAUCGAAAUUGAUCCUAAUAGAAUUCAGAUUGUUCUUAUGAUAUCAAAACGGAAAACAAUAAUUGAAGUUGAUAGAACGGAAACAGUUGCAAGUUUGAAAGAGAAAAUCCACGGAAUUGACGGAAGUCCCAUCAAAAGAACAGUACUUAGCUUUAGUGGAAUCGAGAUGAAUGAAAACUAUCGAAGUUUAUGCGAGUAUGGGAUAUGUCAAGGAUCUGAAGUGUCAGUGUUUUAUAGAAAUGUGAAUCAUCCAACAAGAAGCGAUCAACCUUCGGCGAGAAGAUUGAGUUUGGUAGUUCAGACUACCUCUGUACUUAAUUCCGCCAGAAUUCCUUUGGAAAUGUUCGAAUCUAAUACAACUAGAGAGAUUAGACGGGUUUUAUUAGACGGAAAAGUUCUUCCUCAAGAUGACUAUUUUUUCAUUCACAAACAGAGAAUCAUGCAAGACGACUGUAGUCUCCGUUGGCAUGGUGUUGAGGAUGGGGAUUUUUUGUAUGUCUUCAAAGGAACUGUUAGCCGUGAAUACUGAACUUUGUGAAACUUCCACUCGACCAAAUAAGCUUGGAGGAAAGGGCCAGCAGAUAUUAAUUAGUUCGACUUUGAAACUAUAUAUGUAAUGUUUUUUUCUCGCAAGAUUUUUACUGUGGUUCAGCUAAAACAUCAUUCGGUUCGGUCCAUUCUGCCUUCUUUCUUACACUACGAGGAAACUUCUUCUUUUAUUGUACAAACCCAAACCACAUUCCCGUGAGCAGUUCAAAACACCUUUUUUUUUUUGGCGGCUUGCCUAUCGACGACCAAAUAAGAUCCUAAGUACAGGUUAAUGACAGACUGACAAAAUAAGCCAAACAUUUAGUUUUAGUUUCUAUUUAUUUUUUCCGGUUAAAACUGUUAGGCUAAAAUCUUAAAGAAAUGGAAUUGACGACUGGAAAUGUAAUAGCAUGGAAAUUGGAUGCACCGUAUCUUGUAAUUCCAUUUAUUUUCUAUAUGAAUCAAAAGAUUACAAA
Molecule: messenger RNA, 1428 nt
Organism: Papaver somniferum (opium poppy)
Lineage: Eukaryota; Viridiplantae; Streptophyta; Magnoliopsida; Ranunculales; Papaveraceae
Exons: 2
Coding region: 105-953 (282 amino acids)
Biological process (GO): proteasome-mediated ubiquitin-dependent protein catabolic process
Cellular component (GO): nucleoplasm; cytosol
Molecular function (GO): polyubiquitin modification-dependent protein binding; proteasome binding; ubiquitin binding
Source: RefSeq, a predicted model, not a curated record